AUGAACCAUAAAGAGCAAAUUCUAAUUGGUUCUGCAGCAUGUGUAAUGAUUACGAUCACUUUAUCAUUGAAGUUGCUCAUUGACCAUCUUCUUCAUUGGAAGAAACCCAAGGAACAAAAGGCAAUCGUAGUUAUCAUCCUCAUGGCCCCUAUCUAUGCUAUCGACUCCUAUGUGGGAUUGCUUGUAUUUCGUGGCAAUGAAACCUUUUUUGAGUUACUCGACUCCAUCAAAGAAUGCUACGAGGGUUUGGUGAUGGCUAAGUUCUUGGCUUUGCUGUACACUUACUUGGAUAUAUCUAUGAGCAUGAAUAUAGUACCUGAUGAGAUCAAGGGAAGAGCCAUUCACCAUUCCUUCCCAAUGACUCUUUUCCAACCUCGCACAGUCUAUCUGAACCAUCACAAACUGAAACUCCUCAAGUAUUGGACAUGGCAGUUCGUAGUGAUUCGACCUGUGUGCUCCAUCUUGAUGAUAGUUCUUCAACUCCUUGAGAUAUACCCCGAUUGGCUUAGCUGGACAUUUACCACAAUCUUGAAUGUAUCGGUUUCAUUGGCGUUGUAUGCCCUCAUGAUCUUCUACCAUGUAUUUGCUAAAGAAUUGGCACCUCAUAAUCCUCUUGCCAAGUUCUUAUGUGUCAAAGGGAUCGUCUUCUUCUGUUUUUGGCAGGGAGUGUUGCUUAGUGUUUUGGUGGCAAUGGGUGUAAUAAAGUCUCAUCAAUACUUGCCAGAUGUAGCACAUAUCCAGCAAGCAAUGCAAAAUGGACUGGUGAUAGUGGAGAUGAUAUUUUUCUCAAUAUUUCAAAUGUAUGCAUACAGUGCUGAUCCAUACAAAGAUAAAGUUGUCAAACAAAAGAAGAAAGACUGA
Molecule: messenger RNA, 861 nt
Organism: Cynara cardunculus var. scolymus (artichoke)
Lineage: Eukaryota; Viridiplantae; Streptophyta; Magnoliopsida; Asterales; Asteraceae
Product: transmembrane protein 184A-like
Exons: 4
Coding region: 1-861 (286 amino acids)
Biological process (GO): transport
Molecular function (GO): transporter activity
Source: RefSeq, a predicted model, not a curated record